Messenger RNA from Anopheles merus, 1313 nucleotides. RefSeq names its product eukaryotic translation initiation factor 3 subunit A-like. Gene Ontology annotation, biological process: muscle structure development; actin cytoskeleton organization. The transcript is spliced from 5 exons. Gene Ontology annotation, molecular function: muscle alpha-actinin binding; actin binding. NCBI's taxonomy places the organism in Eukaryota, Metazoa, Arthropoda, Insecta, Diptera, Culicidae. The record is from RefSeq and is a predicted model, not a curated record. The coding region runs from base 178 to 1155 and encodes 325 amino acids. Gene Ontology annotation, cellular component: Z disc; stress fiber; filamentous actin.
UAAUGAAGCAUUACGAAGGCACUAACCGUACCUAACUCAUUCGAGCGGUAGUGUCCGAACAAAGCACCAAGCGCAACUAGUGCAUUUUCUGCUCUCAAUUCCCACAGAAGCUCGGCAGUUUGGAGUACGCCUUUUCGUACAUACCCACCCCCAGCAACUCACAGCAAACCAGCAACAAUGGACGUGCAAGUGGAUGCGAUGGAGAUGGCGCUGCCGCCGAUAGAGUCGUUCAAAAACUGCGAGUAUCAUGUGCGUGUUUCGGGAACGACCGAGCUCGACCGCCGCGUUAUGUCAUUUGUGGACAAUCUGUGGGGCUUCGAGGUGACCGGUGGCAUCGAUCAGUUCGAACCACUGACAGUGAUUUCGGUCAAGCGUGAGGGGUUGGCCCGCCGGGCUGGCAUCCGAGUGAACGACAUCAUCACCAAAAUCAAUGACGCCAAUGCGGAUAAGCUGACGCUCGCGCAGGCACAGGAGCUGAUCGCGGAAUCGGGACGCACGGUGAAAAUAUUCGUCAGCGGCGAUGUGGACGAAGACAGUGAAGAUGAGAUGACGGUGGACUACUGGUUUAAACCUUAUGGUUUCUUUUCCUCAGUAAAUGAAGCCGACCGGUCUAUGCUGGAUUGGGAGUCACGUCUUCGUGCCAACCGCAAUCCUGACAAAUGGAAUGGUGUGUGGCCGUGGAACGAUCGCAAGAAGGUGGUCUACAAGGAAUCAAACUGCUAUCUCGUACCGAGCGUAGCGGAAGAAACGCGCGAGCGGGAGCUGAAGCUACGGGCCACCGAGGAUCAGUACGAGAAGCAUUUGCAGCGGGAGCGAGAGGCGGCGGAAAAGAAGGCUGAAGAGGAACGAGUGGUGGAAGAGGCUCGCCGGGCCGAGGAAGCGCGUCGGGCAGAGGAGGAACAGUUUUUCGCCACAUUCGAGGCGGAACAGAAAAAGCGACAGGAAGAGGAAGCGGCCAAACGGCUCCAGAGCGAAGCGGAAUCGGAGUCAGCUCCCCAGGCUGGUGAUGAAGCGGUGGAACAGGAAGAAACGACGACGGGAGAUGCUGAGGCGGAUAAGUACAUCGACGAACUAAUGGAGCAGCAAAAGGAUCUCGGUGAGAUCUGUACGGAUAUGAUCGAACCGGAGAGCAUCCCUAGCACGGAGGAUGCUUGAGUUGUACUGGUGCAAUCUAUAUUGUAAGGUUUACACGAGUGAACACGAGUGUGAAAGAACGAAAAAUAUUUAUGAAAAUAAUGUUAUACUGUUAAAUAAUAUAAAAAAACGAAACGUUAGAAGUAUAUCAAUCAACAUGGAAACAUGAAAUUCCUAAA